GUAGACAUCGUUCUUCGCUCCAACUCUACCAACAUGGCCGUCGAGAAAAACUGAACGCAACGCCGUGUUUUCCAUUUGCCCACUAAAACCUCACAUAAUACCGAAAAACGUGCAAGAAAACGUAGCCAAAUCUUGUUGUGUAUGUUUAUGAAAAAUGGUAAAUUGUGUUGUCGCGUUCGCCAAACCCUAACCGAUUUUACGGGGUAAUAAAACUGAGUAUCUAUCGCUUGGGCCAUAAAUUCACCCAGACAAAAAAAAAAAAAGAAAAACGUGCGCGAUAUAUAUGCGAUAUUUGCCAGAGCGAGAGAACGAAAUACCGCGAUGGCGUCGCGCAGGCGCGCCGAACUGAAUCCCAAACUGCACAUGGACAGGCAGCCGACAGCUGCCCGCAUAACAGAUCCCUCAUUACCCGCCGGAAAGCGACGCGAGAUCGACAACGUCAUGAAGAAGGCGCGCGCCAACACCACCAACGAUUAUUGGGAUAAGAAGCUGAUCGAGGCGGAGGAGAAGGAUCCGAAUCGCUGGCGUCACACGGGCUACAAGAAGAUGUACAUCCAAGGCGAAAGCAGUUCCGGUGAAAGUGAACGCGAAGGUCGUGACGGAGGAGCUCCUCCAUAUGGUCGAUAUCCACCCACAGGCGGACCACCGCCCGGUCCGCCGCCACCCUCGUCGUCGCAGCGGUACGGCCGCUCGCGUUCGCCCCAUUCGCGCAGUCGGUCGCGUUUGCGCAAAUCGCCUCCGCUGUCGCCUCCACCGCGUCGCCGAUCGCCUCCGAUGUCCAUGCACAUGGACCGACGCGGAGGACCGCGAUCACCGCCCAUGCCGCGUUCGCCCAACAACAGUCAUGACGCCCUUAUGCGUCGUCCGGGAAAUGGCCACGGCGGACGGCCUCGAUCGCCUCCGGAACCCAGUGGUGGUGGCUCGUCCUCCUCGUCGCUGAGACGCAAGCCAAACGCGUCGCGUUCUCCGUUGGGGCGUCGUCGGUCGCCGCCGCUUCCGCCGCCCUCGACGUCGGGAAUGGAUAAACGCGGCGCCGUCGCUCACAUCCUGCCGCGUUCGAAGCGUCCACCAUCGCCACCGCCAAGGCACUCAAUACGUUCGCGUUCAAACAGCUCGAUGAGCAGCAGUUCCGAUGACUCCUGCUCCCUUUGCUCGCCCAGCCAUCGUCACAGAUCUCGAUCCCGCGGUCCGCGUUCACCACCGCCCAAGCCACGUGGCCAUUAUCGUUCGGGGGCGCCGCCCCCUCCGUCGGAGUCACAUGGCCGCAUCCAUGGUCGACCCACCACUCCACCGCCCGUGCGCGGAGGUGGAGGCAGUUCGGUAUCCAUGGAAAAGUACCGGCAGGCGAAGAUGCGUCUCAUCAGCCAUGAUCGCGGCUCAUCGUCGGAUGCCCACAUGAAGAUUGCGAGAUCGUCGCGUCACUCGCCGCCGCCGGAAGAUCCGCGUCUCAAGCACCGUCCGCCAGAGCCUCCAGAGCCGGCAUCAGCGCCAACUGGAGCACCGGCAGGACAGACCAAGAAGAAGAAAAAGGAAAAGGAGUUGAGGCCACGCAUAAAAAUUGAAGGUGAGAAACGCAAAAAGCAUCCGAGCGGGACGACCAGUGGUACCGGAGCUAACGCGGCGAACUCCUCCUCGGAUUCGGACGAUUCGAACGGCUCGGACAGCGACGAGGUUGGCACGCUGCCGACUUUCUCGGCAACGACGCGGCUGACGCUCUCGGAGCGAUUCGGCAAAAUGGCGCAAUGGAGCAUCGAUCGCAGCAACAUGGAAAACAUGCGCAUCACCAAAGACUCCGCCGGUGGGGCCCUCAAAGUGAUGAUCGAAGAGGGCCUGGAGUCGCCGCCGCGUCGCUAUUCGUAUUCGCCGGCACCGGCCGGGCACUUUCCGGAGGAGUUGGCCACCACAGCACCGUCGGGAAUGCUGUCGUGGGACGAUGUGCGCGUCCGUUACGAGUACUACAAGAGUCGUGGUUACUUGAGGGACUUGGACCUAAAGGACUAUAUCAAGUGGGAGGAGUGGUGGUAUAAAUAUCAGGAGUGGUUGAAACAGGAACGAUACUAUGGGUACUGGGAACGCAGUCAGCAAUUGCGUAGACGACGCAAGAAGCUGCCGGUCACUCAGCGCUUAAACUGAGAUCCACCCGCAUCUCAAUCAUCUCAUUAACUUUCCUAUUUCCCCUUUGAUCCCAAUUUAGUUCAUUUAUUUGAACUAACUUUUCCCCUUUUGUGUUGUAUCUUUAUCAUUUUCGCAUCCUAUCAUCCCUUUUUGUACAUUUAAAAUGUAUGAAACUGCAUUUGUCAGCUUAUGUAUUUGAUAACUAAUUACAAUUAUCGGCCAAGUACCAGGAAAUGGUUGGCUUUUGGCCACUGACACCCUGCUAUUGGCGUAGGGUUUUCAUAAACACUGAACUUUGUAAGUUUUUUUGAGUGCAUGUUGUUACUGAACAACACACCCAGAUAUUUGUAAACGCAUUAAAUAACAGUCAAUAUAUAAA
Drosophila ficusphila is the source of this 2494-nucleotide messenger RNA. RefSeq names its product serine/arginine repetitive matrix protein 1. The record is from RefSeq and is a predicted model, not a curated record. Lineage: Eukaryota; Metazoa; Arthropoda; Insecta; Diptera; Drosophilidae.